AUGUUCGUCAGGCUAGCAGUGCUGUGCGCGCUAGCCGUCGGCUGGGUAUCAGCCCAGGCCUACAAGCCCGACUACCAGAAUGAGUACGUCGCCAGCGAGGAUUUCCUGCUGAAGCAGAAGCGAGUUUUUCAAAUUCUCUAUCACGUGACGCAGCCGCGGCUCAAAGCCGACCUCUACAAAGAAGGCCAAGAAUUCAAAAUCGAAGUUCACAACUACAUCAACAAGGACGCGGCCAAAGAAUUCUUGCACCGCCUGGAGCACGGCAUGCUGCCUCACGACACGGUCUUCUCGAUCUAUUACCCGAGGAUCAUCGAGGAGACGGAGUGCGUGUUCAAGCUGAUGUACUCUGCCAAGGACUUCGACACCUUCUACAAAACGGCGCUGUUCCUUCGCAACCGGCUGAACCACGGCUUGUUCGUUUACUCGUUCUACUUGGCAGUGAUCCACAGGCCCGACACGAAAUACAUCAGACUGCCGGCUCCGUACGAGAUGGCGCCUCACUUGUUCUACAACGACGAGCUCCUGGAGAAAGCCCACCACGUGAAAGAGCUGGGCCAGUUAGAGGAGAAGCACAGCGCCGGCUACGACUGCUACAUCCUGCCGUACAACUACUCGAACCACUACCUGAGCGACGAGUACAACUACGAGCAGAAGCUCAACUACUUCACCGAGGACAUCGGCCUCAACGCCUACUACUUUUACCUGCGCAAUCAGUUCCCGUUCUUCCUGAGUAGCGAGGAGAUGGGCUGGCCGAAGACCUUCCGCGGCAUGGAGUACAUAUACGGGCACAAGCAGCUGUUCGCUCGCUACUACCUCGAGCGCCUCUCCAACGGCCUCGGCCACAUCGAGGACUACGACUACUCGAGGAAGUUCUACAGCGGCUACUGGCCGACCAUGUCCUAUCCGAACGGCAUGCAGUUCCCGUCCAGGCCGCGCAACAGCCACUUCCCCAGGAGCAAGUUCCACAAGAUCCAGGAGAGCAGAGAGUACGAGACGCGGAUCGGCCAGGCCGUCGACUCGGGCAUAGCCUACACGAAGGAGGGCAAGACCGCCAAGCUGUACACGGCCGAGGGGCUCAACGUGCUCGGCAACAUGAUCGAGGGCAACGCCGACUCGUGCAACGAGCAGUACUACGGCAGCAUCGACAUGCUCGGCCGCAGCAUUCUCGGCUUCAACGUCGCGCCGCUCACGCCCGCCAAGCUGCAGCCGAGCGCCCUCGAGCACUUCGUCACGAGCAUGAGGGACCCCGCCUUCUGGAGGCUCUACAAGAGGUUCUUCCACCACUACUACAGGUUCAAGGCCAAUCAGAAGCCCUACAAGCCCGAGGAGAUCCAGUUCUACGAGUUCAAGAUCGAGUCCGUGCAGGUCGACAAGCUCGUCACCUACUUCGACCUCUUCGACGCGACCAUCAGCAACGGACUAGCCGUCGAGAGCGAGCAGCAAGCCGAGGCUUACUUGAUCCAAGCCCGCCAGCAUCGCCUCAACCACAAGCCGUUCAACGUCGUCGUUAGCGUCAACGCCGAGAAGGCGCACAAGGUCGCCAUCAGGAUCUUCCUCGGGCCCAAGUACAACGUGCACAUGCAGGAGAUCGACUUCACCGAGCACUACCACGAGUUUUACGAGAUGGACAACUUCAUUUACGACCUGAGUGCCGGCGCGAACAAGAUCACGCGCAACUGCCACGACUUCUUCUUCGUGGACCACGAGCCCGAGCCGAGCGAGGUCUACUGGCAAAAGGUGGCCAAGGGAAUCGAGAGCGGCGAGCAGCUCAAGCUGCAGAAGCGCAUCUUCGCCUUCCCCGAGCGCCUGCUUCUGCCCAAGGGCAGACCCGAGGGCAUGCCUCUCCAAUUGUUCGUUCACGUCGCGCCAGUUCAAAGCGACCCGGUGCUCUACACGUCGCGCGUCUUUGGCGACUCCUUGGUGGACGACCGAGCGUACAAUUAUCCGCUCGACAGGCCCAUCUCCGAAUUCGACUUUCACGGCGCCAACUUCUUCUUCAAGGACGUGCUCGUCUACCACCAGAUCGAGCACGACCACACCGUCAUUUUCUGAGCUCCGUAAGUUUCUCGGUUCGUCGGUGCUCCACUUCCAAGCUGCUUUUCCUUUUGUACGAUAUCCGUCGACGAACAAUCAUGUA
Molecule: messenger RNA, 2137 nt
Organism: Phymastichus coffea
Lineage: Eukaryota; Metazoa; Arthropoda; Insecta; Hymenoptera; Eulophidae
Product: arylphorin subunit alpha-like
Exons: 6
Coding region: 1-2052 (683 amino acids)
Source: RefSeq, a predicted model, not a curated record